Molecule: messenger RNA, 3612 nt
Organism: Oldenlandia corymbosa var. corymbosa
Lineage: Eukaryota; Viridiplantae; Streptophyta; Magnoliopsida; Gentianales; Rubiaceae
Source: the annotation of a GenBank genome assembly
AAAAAAAAACUGUUAAUUUACCAGUACCAAAUCACCAAACUGGCAAACAAUAGCAACAUAGAACAAUUAACAGGUCAAACAAAAAAGAAGAAGAAAUGUGAAUUUAUUCAUAUAUUUUGGUCCCCCAUUGGAGUGAAAGCUCAUUCACAGAGGAAAACUCAGUAGUUAGGAAAGGGAAAGCAAUAAAUGCUUGAUUAUUCUGUUGGGCUGGUGUUUAUCUUUCGGUUAUUAUUGAGUUGUUCUCAGAAUUUCACACAUCAUUUUCCAUUCUUAAAGCAGAAUUUAAUUUAAAGUAUUAUAUUUAAGACACAUUUCCAGCAUUUUAGCAGAGAAGCUGGGAGACAAUACAGAAAAGUCUCAAUCUUUCUUCAUCAGCUCAAAAAACGCAGUCGUUUUCAAGAGAAAACUUCCACUAUUUUCAGCUUCAGCUCGUCCUUGAGCUUUCAAAAAAGUCAGUUCUUCCUACUUUUAUCAACAUUUGAGGCAAAAUAAAUUCUGGGUUUUUCUGGGUUUUUUGAAUAGUUGAUUGAAUUGGGUAGGAAGAGCUUUGAGAAAUGGGGAAUAUCAUUUGUAAGGCGAAAAAGGAUGGUAAUGUUGGAUCAAGAAGUAAGAGACAUGGCGGUGGUGAUAGAUCAUCGUCGAAGAGGAGGAGUUUAAUGGAGGAAGAGUUGCUGCAUAGGCAAGCUCUUUCAAUGGCAAUUCAGCAGCAUCAGUUGUCUCAGAGGUUUGAAGGUUCCAUGUCUAGGCGUAUUGGAUCCACUAGCUCUCGUCGCCGUAAUACUAAUAAUAAUUUAUCUGAUUCUUUCUCCGCUUCCACAAAACAGGUACUAUUUGUCAUUAGCUUUUGCUUUUUUCUAUUUUCCUUUGGGUUCUUUAAUUCAAUCAGCUUAUUCAGUUGCCUUUUUGCUUUGUUGCUUUCACUUUUCUCUGCCACCAACUAUGUGGGAUAUCCUACUCUAUUGUUUUCUUUUGCUGUAUUUAGGAGGGGUAAUGGUGAUGUGGUUCAAUUUCAUUAUUUGGGAUCUAGGCUCUGGGAAAAAGGGAUUGAAUUUUAAUGUCUUUUUACGGGUGUUCGGGCAAUCUAGUUUGGGAGGUAUGUGAUGCAAAGAGAUGAUGGAAAAGGUUACAGGAUUGAGUUAGAAUGAUUAUGCCAAAAAGUGGGGGGAGAGAAAGGAGAUGGGACACCUUUUUGUCUGCUGGGAAAUUAAAAGGAUUGGUAUUCCCUACCUUUUCCAGUAAAACUUUUUUCUUCUUGUUUUUCCUUAUAGUCAGUAAUAUAAUAAUGCCAAUACUUGUAUAAUUAUAAUCAAUUUUCAUCCUUAACAAUAUUUUCUUAGAGACACAGCGUGAAUAUGAUCUAGCUUGGUCAGGAAAAACAACAUCAGUUGCUAAGUGAAGUCAGUAUGAUUCUGUUUGAAGUAUCACCAGUUCUGCCCUUGGGUAACUUGUGCUAGUGGUAUUUUUCAAUCUAGGAAAUUAAAAUUAGAGUUUUGUCCCUGGCAGACUACCCUUGUAAACAAAAGUGUUUCCUGCAUUUUGCUUUUCUUCUUGGGUACAGAAGUUAAUGACUGCGUCUUAUGCAAAGGUAAGUAAUAUUUCCCUUUGUUCUGGGAUUGAAGAAGAGUAUUUGCUGUUGGGCUGCGUAAAUUCUGGGACUAUAAAUAGAAAUCUGAAGGUCAAUCACCUUAAUGAUUUAGCCUAUGAUUGUUUACAAGCAUUUAGAGUGAGAGCAGUUAUACCUGGUGAAGUUAGAGAUUAGUUGCUGGCAUAUAUUGCACAAUCCUUAGACAGGGUAUGAAUGGCUGUGACGGAAAUUAAACCUUUGCCAUAUAAGAUUGCGCAAAGCUAGAAAGGCAAGUCAACCACGAUUGAUUUGUAUUGGAAAAUUUUACUGUGGGAUGUUGUCAUAAUUUCGCUCGUGCAAGCAAUUAUACUUUACUUAAGGAACCCUCAGCUAAUGCAGCUCUCAUUGUUUACGAAACUUCGAGCUUAUAAGCUUGUUAGCUUUGUCUUGUUUUUCUUGUCACUCUAUCUUUCUUUCAGUGAAGAGGUUAUGUAAUGUUAUUACUCGUUCUGUAGUUCACUGCUUUGUUAGAUCAUUUUAAAAAGGCAAGGUUGUCGGAUAACAUGUGAUGCCCUUAUAUGUAUGGUGAUCAAGGUUAUUGUUUCUUGUUACACUUUGUGUUACUGAGAUUUUGAGGAUCCUAUUCUUAAGUAUAAUGAACUGAGGAACACUCGCUCUUGAUCUCGUUGUAUGUGCCAAAAUAUUAAAUGUUAAGAGUUACAUUGAAGUGGAUCUCCUUGUGAAACUGUUAUUUGAAUUAUUACCAUCAACAUGUGACUGAUCUUAACUCCUUGUUAACAUGAGAAGGGGUUAAAUUCUUCUGUAUUUAGUUGACAUCAAUGUAGAUGAUAUACACGUUAUGUUCCUCCUGUUUAAUCAUCCAUGAAAAGUGUAUAAAUGUUUUUAUAUAUCUGUUACAGUUGCCAGAAUUUUUGGAAAAUAUCAAAUCGAAGAAAAUUGUACUGAUACAUGGAGAAGGCUUUGGAGCUUGGUGUUGGUAUAAAACUAUUGCUCUUUUGGAGGAAACAGGUUUACUUCCAGUUGCAUUGGAUCUUACUGGAUCUGGCAUUGACUUAACAGACACUAAGGAUGUUAGAACACUGGCACAGUACUCAAAACCUUUGACGGAUUAUCUGCAAAGUCUACAAGCAGAUGAACAGGUCAUUGUGGUUGGCCAUAGUGGUGGAGGCGCUUGUGUUUCCUAUGCCUUGGAGCAUUUUCCUGAAAAGAUCUCUAAAGCAGUUUUCCUUGCUGCUACUAUGGUAUCUAAUGAGCAAAAGCCUUUCGAUGUGUUUGCCGAGCAGCUUGGAUCUGCAGAACUUUUCAUGAAAGAAUCUAAAUUUCUAAUCUUUGGUAAUGGGAACGAUGAACCUCCAACUGGAUUCAGGUUUGAGAAGCAGCAGAUGAAUGGAUUAUAUUUCAAUCAGUCCCCAACAAAGGAUAUUGCUCUGGCGAUGGUAUCCAUGAGGCCGAUCCCUCUUGGUCCCAUGAUGGAGAAAUUGUCAUUAACACCUGAGAAAUAUGGAAAAGGCCGUCGGUUUUACAUCCAGACCUUGGAAGAUCAUGUACUGUCACCGGAUGUUCAAGAAAAGCUAGUUAGAGAAAAUCCCCCAGAAGGCAUAUUUAAGAUCAAGGGCAGUGAUCAUUGUCCCUUCUUCUCAAAGCCACAGUCACUCCACAAAAUCUUACUCGAGAUUGCUCAAAUUCCAUAGAAGGACCAAGUACGAAAUACCCAACUAGUCACCUUGUUUUUUCACCAGAAAGAGGAAAAAUUUCAGUAGGAGUAUACUUUCUGAUAGAGGAAGAUAUAACCGUUUCAUCAAAGGCCAUCAUCUAUCUGUACACCGAGAAAUGCUAUUUUUUUCUUGUAUAAUAGAAAUCUGUUCUUCCUUUUCAUUCAUUUUUGAAUGUCACUUCUAUAUUGGCCAUCAGCAAAUUGGAUAAGAGUGAUUAACAACUAUACAAACUGAAACCAGAAGCGUGGACUGCCAGCUUCUUCUAAAGAUUUGAUUUCAUGAUUCUCUAGAAGGUUUGAGAUUAAUACAGGA